AUGGGCUGGACGUACAACGCCCCCGACGGCACGCCGACGAACGGACCCCGGAUCGUGGCCGUCACGAUCACAUUUACCGGCUUCACCCUCGCCAUAGUCUGUCUGCGGGCCUACGUGAGAGGAUGGAUGGUCAAGGCUUUCGGCCACGAUGACUGGAUGAUAAUGGUGUCGUGGGUCGGGACGUGCGUGUAUUCGCUGUGCACGGUAGUUCAGACGAAAUGGGGCUUGGGCGUGAUGAGCCUCGAGGACAUGCCCCCCGGAAACGUCUACAAUUUCGGACUGGUCCAGUACAUCGGCGCUCCGUUUUACGUUGUGGGAAUAUGGGGGUUUAAAAUGAGCCUGCUGCUGUCGUACCUCCGGUUCUUCCAAGGGAGAUAUCACACAGCAGCGGUCUUCGUAGGGAUAGCUUGCACGCUGGCGCACAUCGCCUUCGUCUGUGUCUUCCUCUUCCUCUGCACGCCGAUAAGCAAGCAAUGGGAUCCAGCUAUCACGUAUGGACACUGCGCCGCAGCGGUGCCAUUUUAUUUGAGCUUCUCGUCUCUGACGAUCUGCUUCGACCUGAUGGUUAUCAUCCUCCCGUUCCCAGUGCUACUGCAGUCCAAGAUCCCGCGGCGGCGGAAGGCGGCGCUGCUGAUCCUCUUCGCGCUGGGCAUCUUCGUGACGGUGAUCCAGGUGAUCCGGAUCCAGACGAUCCGCAGCCUGGCGAACUACCUGGACUCGGCGGAGCCGAUAACGUGGUCGAUCGUGGAAGCGAAUAUCGGGGUGACGAUCGCGUGCAUCCCGACGCUGGCGCCGCUCUUCAAGUACUUCUCGGAGCGGUCGCGGAGCGGGACGGGGUCGGGCUCGCGCCGGCCGCCGGAGCUGCGGUACGCGCUGCGCACCUGGGGCAGCGGCACGCGCGCGCUCGGCCACCGCAGCCACAACGAGACCGAGGUCAGCGGCGUGCGCCGCGGCACCGGCGACAGCACCGAGCUCAUCCUCGACGCUGACGGCAUCACCAAGACCCUCGACGUCACCGUCACGCGCCAGCCGCACCAGCCGGCGCCCGACUCCCGCGCGAGCGCCGACACCCUGGACGACGACCGCGGCCACCUGCAGGUCCCCGCGAAGGCUGCGGCACCGCAGGACAUGUGAUGGGGGGGUCAGUUCCGACGGCGCACAGGGUAAAUAGGGGGGUUUUUUUUUUUUAAAAAAAGGAGUAAAAAACCCCGGAAAUCGGGAACAAGGGAUAGAGGAGGCAAAGUGGCGCAGGGCAAAGGGCAAAAGGGAAGGACGGAAAAAAAAAAGAACAACUGGGAUAAAGUAACUAUGAUGCACGGCAAGACAGGUUCGGGGUUACAACGGUAUACUACACGAAGAUAUUACACGGCGGCGCGAGGGCGAAUCCGGGAUAUACAAGUAAAGGGGGGGAGGGCUUUUCAGGUUCGGGUUCACGGAAGCG
Messenger RNA from Durotheca rogersii, 1441 nucleotides. RefSeq lists its product as uncharacterized. The record is from RefSeq and is a predicted model, not a curated record. The transcript is spliced from 8 exons. NCBI's taxonomy places the organism in Eukaryota, Fungi, Ascomycota, Sordariomycetes, Xylariales, Xylariaceae. Bases 1 to 1134 code for a protein of 377 amino acids.